Molecule: messenger RNA, 964 nt
Organism: Xenopus laevis (African clawed frog)
Lineage: Eukaryota; Metazoa; Chordata; Amphibia; Anura; Pipidae
Gene: amelx.S
Product: amelogenin X-linked S homeolog
Exons: 6
Coding region: 211-816 (201 amino acids)
Biological process (GO): enamel mineralization
Cellular component (GO): extracellular matrix
Molecular function (GO): structural constituent of tooth enamel
Source: RefSeq, a predicted model, not a curated record
UUUUUGUUUUUCCUUUUACAGUAAUGGCACAUGCUAUUUAAGAGAGGUAUAAUAUUUUAAGUAAACAUAGCAUUUUCAUUUAAUUGGAUAGUAAAUAUGCUGACAUCUUAUGCCCCUGCAUUUUCCCUUCUGAAUGGUGAUUGGCUGCAUGAGAGAUACAGAAUGAUUUAAAUGUUAUGCUUCCAGGGACUUGCAUAGCAUACCUUCCACAUGCUCUGCAGUAACCAGUUCAGCCAAAGAACAGACCAGCUGACCAAGACAAUGAGGCCAUUGGUAAUGCUAACAGCUCUCAUUGGAGCAGCCUUUUCUCUUCCUCUUCCGCCACAACCACAGCAUCCUGGGUAUGUAAACUUCAGUUAUGAGAUAUUAUCACCUAUAAAAUGGUACCAAUCUAUGAUGAAAAAUCAGUAUCCAAAUUAUGGCUAUGAACCUGUGUCUGGUUGGCUUCAGAGCCCUAUGAUACCAGUGCCGCCUAUGAUGCAACAGCAACAGCUCCCAAGUCAGAAUGCAGUUCCAAAACUGCCAUCUCAUCACCCAUUGCUGAUACCUCAACAGCCACUUGUACCUGUACCCGUUCAUCAUCCUCUAAUUCCUCUGACACCCCAACAUACACAUCAGCUCAAGCCCAUAUAUCUGUUCAAUUCUGAUGGUCAGUAUCCAACAAAUACUCAGCUGUUAGAGCCCUCCAAACCUGACCAUGAGAGCCAGAAUGGGCAGCCUACGUUCCCAUUACAUCCACUGCCACCACUUGUUGAAGAAAGGCCCCAGGAACCAUGGCAAGAAGCAGGAAAUGAUAAGCAAGAGGAACUGGAUUAGACCUCUUUGGAUAUCAGAAGGGAAGAUUAUUCUGUCUCCUGCACAACGGCAGAGUAUUGUUUUUAUUUUUCAUGUUUAGCCUACUUUAACUGCAUUGUAAUAAAAUCUAAAGAAAAACAAGAGGUAAUAAACAUAAUUUGUUCUGAAA